Messenger RNA from Mercenaria mercenaria, 6914 nucleotides. RefSeq names its product hypoxia up-regulated protein 1-like. Gene Ontology annotation, cellular component: endoplasmic reticulum chaperone complex. Gene Ontology annotation, biological process: negative regulation of hypoxia-induced intrinsic apoptotic signaling pathway; endoplasmic reticulum unfolded protein response; cellular response to hypoxia. Gene Ontology annotation, molecular function: ATP-dependent protein folding chaperone; ATP binding. The record is from RefSeq and is a predicted model, not a curated record. The coding region runs from base 146 to 3160 and encodes 1004 amino acids. Lineage: Eukaryota; Metazoa; Mollusca; Bivalvia; Venerida; Veneridae. The transcript is spliced from 25 exons.
GAUGCGCACGCUUACCCGGAAGUAAUCGGAAACUCCAAUCAGUUUGCGACACAUUUGCCGGUAACUUGUUGUUCAAUAAUUACACAUUUAUUGUGUUAGUUCAUUUUAGAAUCAUCUAAUUUUGGGAGAAAAAGAAGACUGAUCAAUGAUGUGGCUAGACAGACUGGUUGCCAUAGCAACCAUUUUAUUUAUUGGCUUGAAGUUUACAGAUGCUCAUUUGGCUGUAAUGUCCGUUGAUCUAGGCAGCGAAUAUAUAAAGAUAGCUCUUGUCAAGCCAGGGGUGCCCAUGGAGAUUAUCACAAAUGAGGAUUCAGCAAGAAAAACCGCAGCAAUUGUUUGUCUGAGAAAUGGAGAACGCUUGUUUGGAAAUCCUGCAGAAAAUUGUGCUACAAAGUUUCCUAGCAACGCCUUCUGGUACCUAACACAGAUUGUAGGGAAGAAGUAUGAUGACCCUGCUGUUGCCCAGUAUCAAAGACGGUUCCCAUAUUAUAAACUUGUUAAAGAUGAAGAUCGGGGAACCAUUCUGUUCCAGAUAGAUGAGGAAACCCAGUAUACACCAGAAGAAUUGCUGGCAAUGAUUCUAGAGAAAGCCAAGCAGUAUGCUGAAACAUUUGCCGAUCAGACCAUAAAAGAUACUGUGAUCACCGUCCCAGCUUUCUUCAACCAGGCUGAGAGAAGAGCUGUUUUACUGGCAGCAGAGCUCGGAGGUCUAAAUGUGUUACAGCUAAUGGGUGAUAAUGCUGCAGUUGCCCUAAAUUACGGAGUGUUUAGAAGGAAGCAAUUUAACAGCAGUAUGACAUACAUCAUGUUUUAUGAUAUGGGCGCUACAAGCACAACUGCUACAAUAGUUGGCUAUCAAGUUGUCAAAAUGAAGGAAGGUACAAGAAUGGUUGAAAAUCCCCAGCUGGUUGUAAAAGGAGUUGGGUUUGAUAGAGAGUUAGGAGGCCUGGAGAUAUCAAUGAGAUUGAGAGAUCACCUGGCCAAGUAUUUCAGCGAGCACAAGAAGACAAAAACAGAUCUGUACACCAAUUACCGAGCCAUGGCAAAACUCUUGAAGGAGGCCAAGCGGGUGAAGAAAGUUCUCAGUGCAAAUGUGGAACACAUGGCCCAGGUUGAAGGUUUGCUGGAUGAUGAAGAUUUCAAGAUGAAAGUGACACGCCAGGAACUGGAGGAAAUGUGUGCUGACAUGUUUAAUAGGGUCACAACUCCAAUAGAAGAUGCUCUGAAAGCCUCAGAAAUUACACUGGCAGAGAUCUCAGAUGUGAUAUUGAUGGGGGGAGGGAGCAGAAUUCCUGCUGUUCAAGCAAAACUGAUGGAAUAUCUCGGAAGAGUGGAGCUUGGGAAGAGCUUGAACACUGAUGAGGCAGCUGCUUUAGGCGCGGUGUAUCAGGCAGCGUACCUCGGCAAGGGCUUUAAGGUUCUUACGUUUGGUGUGAAAGAAGCUAAUAUGUAUCCUAUUGUGGUUGAGUUUGAAAAACAAAGAGCUGAGGACAGUACAGACCCACCUAAAAUCAUCAAAAGAACACUGUUUGGUAGAAUGAACCCCUACCCUCAGAAAAAGGUCAUGACCUUCAACAAACACUUCAAAGACUUCAGCUUUAAUGUGACAUAUGGAGAGUUGGACUUCCUGCCAGAAAAUGAGGCAAAGGUGUUCCGUGAGUUACAGGGCCAAAUCCAUGAGAUAGCUCUAUAUGGUGUGGAGGAGGCUUACAGCAAGCAUCCUGAUGCCAAGGAGGCUAAAGGAAUCAAGGCCCACUUCAAAAUGGACGAGAGUGGCACGCUUACAUUGGAUCUAGUAGAAACAGUGUUUGAGAAGGAAGAAAAAGUAGUGGAGGAAGAAUCAACAUGGUCAAAGUUAGGUGGUAAACUGACAGGAUUAUUUGGUAAAACAGAAGAUGUCAAGGAGGCAGAUAAUGCUGACCUUCCACCAGAGGGCAGUGAUAAAGCAGAGUCCCAGACAGGGGAUGAACCCAAAACAGGGGAUGACACAGCCCAAGGGGAUAAAACAGACCAGUCUGAGACUGACCAGUCCAAAACAGACACAGAGGGCAAAAAGGAGGAGGAGGUACCUGCUGAGGAAGAAAAACAAGAAAAGACAGAGGAAGGAAAGAAAGAAGAAACUGAACAGCAGGAAAAGAAAACAGAAAAUGGUGAAAAGAAAGAUGAAAAGAAAGAUGAUAAAAAGGAGGAAGGUGAGAAGAAGCCAAAGAUAAUUAUUGUGAAGGAGAACAUCACCACGGAAACAUCAAUUACUGACACUAAACCACCCAGCAAAGAGAGUCUUAAAGCAUCCAAGAAAAAGUUAGCUGAUCUCACUGCAAAGGAUAAAGAAAAGAAACUACUGGAGAAAGCUAAGAAUGAGCUAGAAUCGUUUGUGUAUGAUACUAUGGACAAACUGUCCCAGGAGAUGUACGAGAGAUGUUCAACAGAGGAAGAGCGUGAGAAAUAUAACAAAAUGUUAUCUGAGGCUUCUGAUUGGCUCUAUGAACAGGAGGAAGACACACCCAAAGAGCCAUUUGUUGAGAAACUAAAAAGCUUAAAGAAGGAAGUGAAGGAGUUGGGGAAACGAGUAAAAGAAUUCAAGGAGAGACCUGAGGCAUUAGCCACGCUUGACGGCAUGCUCAAUCACUCAUCAUUAUUCUUGCUCAGUAUUAAAAAUUUAUCAGCUAUUGAAAUCGAGGAUAAAGUAUUUACAGAUGUGGAAAUAGAAACAUUGGAAAAAUUAAUAAAUGAAACUGAGGAAUGGAAGGCAACAAUGAUUAAAGAACAAAGUGCUAUACCAGAUUAUGAAAAACCUAAAUUAUUAAUAGAAGACAUUGCAUUUAAAAUGCAGGCUUUAGACAGAGAAGUGAAAUAUCUAAUAAAUAAAGCAAAAACAUUUAAGCCUAAACCAAAGGCGAAACCUGCUAAAAAUAAAACUGAAACAAAUGGGACAAAAGCUGACACAAGUGAUAAAAAAGCAGAUUCUGAUACUAAAGAGGAUGUAAAAGUUGAAACAGAUGAUACAAGUACACCACCAGAUACAGAAAUUCCAGCACCACCAACUGGUGAUGAUACUGAACAACCAGCAGCUGAAGCAGACACAGAAGCAGAAGAAACAACCCCCAAGCCCACAGAAGAACCAAAAGCAAAAAAUACACACAACCCUGAAGAUUUAUAACGAUAGCUCAAAUCUAGUAUUAGACUGAAUUAGACAAUAUGUUGGACCACUCCAAGUUAAGGCGAAAAUGACUUGUAAUAAAAGUCACAAAAGUUACUUGCAGUACAUAUUUGUCGUUGGGUUAAUAGGGUAGUAUGACUAUUCUUUUAAACCAUGAUGAUGUAAAAUGUGUGUGAAGGUUGUCAAUUAGCACAUCAGUUAUAAACUGAUUAGAUUAGAGGGUUGGGGGGAGUAAAAUGGAUGGAUUUUAAAAAUGCAAAAAAACAAGUUUUACGUUAAAUUUAUGGGCUUUUAUGACAUUUGGGGGAUUUAAGUUACAUUAAUUUAUUUAUAUGUAUUUUGUUAAGACAUGAACAAUCAAACUGUUGAUAAAAGUAGUCUUACCACUUCCUAUAAGAGCUUGGAAUUCAAUUGGAGAAUUGUGAUGGAGAUUAAACGGCUAUAAAUAUCAGCUGAGAAGGACCAGCAUAUCUUAACGGGUAGUCGCUUAUAUGGAACUGAAGAAAAUACCUAACGGGUAGUCUUGUAAAAUAACUUGCUUAUAUGGAACUGAAGAAAAUACCUAACAGUUGUCUUGAAAAAUAACUUGCUUAUAUGGAAUUGAAGAAAAUACCUAUUGAACUAUGUUAAAUCAAAAUUACACUGAAUAUGGCAUUGCAUGAAUUCUUGAACUGACAGAGGAUUUGUGCCUAGCAGUAGAAGUGCUUAUAAACAAAAGGGACCAUUCAUAUCAAGUGCAGUUGUAUUUAUAUGAAAAUGUGUCACAGUAAACUUUUUGAUUAUAUUGUCUUUGUUUUUUGAUGCAAGUAAAAAAGGUUUAAUUCUUAACAAACUGUAGCUUGUCCUAGAGAUAAGGCAUCAGAAAUACUAUCUUAAGUGUGAUGGGAUAUUGUAAAUAGAAUCAAAUUGUGUACAGAUAUAUCCUGUCUUUAACUUUGUUAGAUAAAAAUCAAAAAAGUUCAAGAAGCAAGAGUUUUGUACGAGUAUUUACCUAAACCUGUCCAGUUUUAAUUAAUAAAGCAACAGUAUUGUCUACAUAAUUUAUUUCAGUGUUAAAUUCUGGAUAUUUUAGUAGGAUAUUUUUCAAUCUUGGAAGUUUAGUAACUGAUUAACUAGUCUUUCAUUGAUUAUGUUUAAACUUUGGGUUAGUUAAAUUGAUGGUGUGUAGAAUCCAACUCAUUACUUGAGAACAGUUUAAAAUGCAUACCGUUUUAACAGUACAAUGUGCACUAAGAAAUACACAGAAGGCUUUUAGUAAAUACAAGUCGUGUUAUGGUAAACAAACGAACAUAUUAAACAAGUUACUGUGUUAUGAUCAAUUGAACCUUAUUGACUGGUUGGCGGGGCCAAAAAUACUUAUUGUCCUUCAGCAGUGAUCUUGCAAAAUUGUGACGUCGUAAACAGUUUGAGACUAAAACACUGGGAAAAGAUACCAACUUUUGUAUAUAUGUUUUGAUUUCAUUAUUGUUUUCACAAGUAAACUUUCGAGUUGUUGAUUCAGUGAUAAAAUAAUUGUUGCCUUUUUUAUUCAGUAGAUGUGAGGAUUUAUUAACUUUGGAAAAAUUGGAUCAACCUUUGGUCAAUAUCACUUUUAUCCACAUAGAUAAUUUCAUAGAAGUGUGUUCCUGCAUUUGAUUUUAGUUUCACUAUUUUGGUGAUAAACACUUUGUCCAUUUCAAAUAUGUAAGAAAUUACUUUGCCAAGGAGUUAUGUUGUUAUUGUUAAAGCAUGUCAUAGUUAAAAGAAAAUUUGAGUUUUUGCAUGCAUUUAUUUUGAGAUUAGAUAAUUUAUUACAUCUACUCAGUGUCUAGAACAAGGAAUUUGUUUUAAUACGUAUUUCUAAAUCUUGCAGUUGCUUAGUGUAAUUGCUGUUUGAUCUUUCUUUAACACUUAAGGUAGUGCACUUGGAAUGACAUUCAGCAGUUUUCAUCCAAUAUUAACCAAAAAAUCUUCUACCAUCUGAGGAGACCUUUAGAUUGAUGUAUAAUUUAUUUUUGGUUCUUUAAAAUGGAGAAGAAAUACAUGCAAAACUCUACCAGUGAUUCAUUGAUUCAAACAGUAAGUUGAUUUUCACUGAAAAAAAGUUUUGCUAACCACCAUUUUUAAUGAGAGACAAAAUUGUUAAAUAAAUGCUGAAACAAUUUUGGUUGGACGGUAAAAAAUAAUUUCACCACCACUGAAAUCCAGAUUUGUUAUUUUGUAUUAGUCAUUCCAUGUUAGACAAAUUAUGUGAGGUUUAUUUGUGAAGACAUGAGUGUGUGUGAAUUUCUGUGAAGAAUUUUGUGGUAAAAAGAUGGAAGUGCUUAGUCAUGUGCAAUUAAUCUCUCUGAAGAUAAUGUCAUUCACAUGUUACAUGAUAAUGUCAUACAUGUGUUUCAGUGAUAAACCUGGAUGUAUUCUGUUUUUUAGUUGGUCCCCCUCUUAAGUGGCUAAAAUAAUCCUGUCUCUUUGAUCUAUUUUUUGCUUAUCAUUUAUUUUGUAAAGAUUUUUAUUUACGGGAUAAAGGUUUGAUUGCUAUAUUUGUAGUCAUCAGAUACCUGACACUAUUAUUCACAUAUAUAUAUUUAUCAUGUUUGACAUCGCAGGAGUGUAAUAAAACUUUGACGUCCACGUUUAUAGUAUAGGAGACGUUGGUCAAGUUGACUUGUUAAUAAUAGUUAAAGAAAGUAGAAAUUUUGAUGUUUCGACAGGAAAAGCUAACAUGUGAUAAAAAGAAUAUUACAUUUGUGACUUUCCACAUUGAAUUUAUUAAACUCAUUGAAUAAAAUUGAUAAAAUGCUCUGCAGAGCCUCGCAUUUUAUUAUUUUAUUCAACUCGUUUAAUAAAUUCAGUAUCAAAAGACUCGCAUAAUAUCCUCUAAAUGAAAGGUAUGAAUUAUUAACAACUGAUUACUAGUGUCACUUUGCUUAUCAACACUUCUGUUGACAAUAAUUUUAAGAUAUUGGACCGGUAAUGAUGAUCAGCAUUUUCCAUUCAGUUACAUACUCCCUUACGCAAUUGCGACAGUCUCCAGUUGUUAUGUAAAGCAGUUUUCUGUUAUGGCAGAAGAUUGUCAAAAUAGAAUAUGAGAAUAGUAAUAGAAUAGAAUGUGUUGAUUUUCAUGAUGGGUACACUACCAUAAAGUGAAACUUUUUUAGCCUCAGAGCUUGAGAUUUCUAUAUCAGUUUGGUAUGAUUGUAUGAAUAACUUGAUGCUGUAUUUAUUGGGCUGAUUUAUGCUGUACAUGUAUUUAUUGGGCCCAUUCUCUGUUUCUUAGAAUGGAUAUUUUAUUGUUUAAAUGUUGUUGGGUAAUACUUCCUUCACAAAACAGGGAAAAUCAAAACUAGACUUUGUUGGAAAGAUCCAUUUUCUUAAUAUAUUUUAGCACAAGAAUGUAAAUAUUGUAACUAUCAACUAGUAAGUCUAUUUUCUUAUAUGAACAAGCUCUUGCAGCUGUGUUAAGAUAAAUGUCCAAUCUGCUAGACUUAUGUGAUUGAAGUUAAAAGCACCAUGACUUAAACAAGCUAGCUCUGUUUUAUGUUAUUUACAAGAGUACAGAUGUAAGUAAAGAAGAGAGCUUGCAAGCAUUAAAAUCACAGUGUAAAAGUUAAAAUGGGUCCAGUUACAUAGUCGAUUAUAUUUAUAAGUAUGUUGUGAAAAAGUGUGUGUCCUUGUUAUAAAUGAUGGAACCGAAGAUUUGUCAUUUCAUUUUUAUUUCAGUUCAAAAUGUCCAAUGUUGACAAAUUAAAUAAAAAAAGUAUUUUGACCAACUGUU